Prorocentrum cordatum is the source of this 1792-nucleotide messenger RNA. Lineage: Eukaryota; Dinophyceae; Prorocentrales; Prorocentraceae. The record is from the annotation of a GenBank genome assembly.
GACUUAUGUGUGCUGUCGGCGCCACAAGGCACACCAGAGGCCUGAGUCAUCAAUGUUGAUCAUCAUGUACGCAACCACCGCCGCCACCAGGAUAGCCGCUAUCACUGUGCCUCGGCUCAGAAGCGCACUCGGGCUGAGGUCUGAGAUUCGUACGGCUAGCUUCUGUCAUGAUGGCGUGUCCAGGCCAGGCGGGCCGAACCGUGCAGGUGCUGCGUCCCCCUCCCACACCGAUUCCGCCAUCAUCAAGUAAAGAGGCAUGCGGCCGAGAGAGGAUGGAGUGCGCCCUAGCAGUCGCUUUUACUGCAGCGGUGCACCGAGGAUCGCGGCGAAGAGUUUGCCCUGCCACCGGUCUGAUGGCAAAGAAGCCCAAAAUCCAGAAUGAGUGGUACAAAGGAGCCAAAUCUUAUGGAACAGUGGGCGAUGAUGAAUUCGAAGAGGCAGAGAGGAUCCGUAAUGGGUUCCAGCAAACUGUGUCGUCGGCGUUCGUAAGCGCAACCAACUUGGCAGCUGCACGCAGACGAUUACAAAAGCGGCGAUUGUUGAAGGGGCGCGGCUGGGAGGAUACGGCCACAUCUUCAGGAGCAAGCGCCUCUCUUGACUCUGAGGACAACGAGGGCGAGACGGACGGUGAAUCAGAUUCUGACGGCGCUGAAGAUUGUGAGGGCACUUCAGGCGGUGACUCCUCGACCGGAGCGGGAAACGCGAGGGAGCGGAACAAGAUUGCCGGAGUCAGUGGGGUUGCCAGCUCUGCCGGCAGCCGGGCUGGCGACGCUCCGAGCAGCGAUGCUCUGUUCGUUGGCUCGGCAUCCACAGCCGUAGCCUCAUCCCCGAAUUGGCCCGGCGCGUCGGUCCGCCGUGUCGGAGCGGGACCCGGCGGUGGACCUCUCCGUCGCGGAGCGCCUGGCCGCGGAGACUCCGCUGCGGCACGAGGCGCGGGCGCGCGGCUGCUGUCGGGGGCCGCAUCUGCGCUCAGCGCCGCGGGGAGACACCCGCAGGCAGACGGGGCUCCACAGCGGCGGUCCUGGGAGGCUGGGGUGCUCUUCGAGGCCGCGGGCCUGCGGCUGGGCCUGGAGCUGCGCCGCGCGGGGGAGCUGGCAAGGGCCUGGGAGGCGCUGCUGGGGCUCUGCUCCGAGCCCGCGCUGCGGGAGCCCAAGAAGGCCGUGGAGGCCCUGGCCGACGUGUCGCUGGCCCUCUCGCGGCGGCUGCUCGGCAGCCCGCGGCGGCAGGUGGAGGUCCUCCAGGGCGCCGCCGACGCGCAGACGACGCUGAAGGCGCUGCCGGUGGACAGGCGCGAUGAGCUGAGCCUGAACUUGGCCCUGGCGAUGCAGUCCGCUGGCAUGGCGGACGAGUCCAGGGCGCUCCUGAAGGCGGUCCGGGAGGGCGGUGGCUCGGAGGCCCGGCGCCAGCAGGCUGCGUGGGCGCUGGAGGUCGCCGACGCGGACAUCGGAGACGGGCCCAUCGAGUCGGCCGUCCAGAUGCGGGCACUCUGGGACGAGGCUGGGGCGCCAGGCAGCGCCGAGGGCCUCGGCGGCCUGGGCGCAGCCGGCGCAGGUGCGAGGGCCGCGUCUCGCCGGCGAGCCGGCGGCGGCCCGGGCUUCGGGGGCAUUCCGGGGCUCCGGCCCCUCCUGCGAAGCCUCCAGGUGCUGGCUCCGCUGAGCGUGCCGCUGGGCGCCUGGCUCCGGGCGCAGUGACGCGGGCAGCCCGGCAGCUUGCGGGUGCCGGAGGCGAGCAGAGAAGCCCCUGCUCCUUCCCACCCCUCUUCCACCUCCCUCCCCCCCCUCCUCUCCCCCUC